Lecanosticta acicola is the source of this 1284-nucleotide messenger RNA. The record is from the annotation of a GenBank genome assembly. NCBI's taxonomy places the organism in Eukaryota, Fungi, Ascomycota, Dothideomycetes, Mycosphaerellales, Mycosphaerellaceae.
AUGCAAGCACCGCCGUUGCAGGGCAUUCGGGUCCUCGAAUUCGCCGGGUUGGCUCCAGGCCAGUGAAGCUAUCUCACCAUCUCGCAUUUCGCGGUCUCUAACGACUCUGUAGGUCCGUAUGCUGGCAUGCUACUAGCAGACUAUGGCGCUCAGGUCCUCCGUGUCGAUCGUGCCCAUCCCAAUGCCUACGACUCCGAAAACCCACCCCCACCGACCAACGAUCAGCUUACCCGGCACAAGACCUCGAUAACCGUCAACACCAAAUCGCCUGAAGGCAUCGCUCUGAUCAAAUCCAUCAUUCCCAAUGUCGACAUCGUCAUCGAUCCCUUCCGUCCAGGAGUGCUUGAGAAAAUGGGUCUCUCCCCAGAGAAGAUACUCCUGAGGAUCAAUCCGCGACUGAUCGUGGGCAGGAUGACGGGAUUCCGAAGAGAUGGGAAAUACAAGGACAUGGCGGGACACGACAUUAACUACAUCGCGGUGUCUGGAGUUCUGAGUAUGUUGGGAAGAGCGGGAGAAAAGCCACAUGCGCCCGCGAAUGUCGUGGGAGACUUCGCUGGUGGAGGUGCAGUGCUGUUCAUGGGCAUUGUUAUGGCUUUGCUACAACGGGAUUCGAAGACUGGACUUGGACAGGUUGUGGAAGCGAACAUGGUUGAUGGCUCUGCGCAUCUCGCUUCCAUGCCGAGGUUCUCUACCAAGACACCACUGUGGAAUGCACCGCGCGGCACGAACACGCUUGAUGGCGGUGCGCCGUAUUACGAUACGUACGAAACGAAGGACGGAAAGUAUGUGGCCGUCGGAGCACUGGAGCCGCAAUUCUACUCUGCUUUGCUGAAAGGAUUGGAAAUCGAUCCUAGCAAAGAACGUUGGGUGAAGGAUCGACUAAAUAAGCAAACGUGGCCUGACCAACGAAAUGCUUUCACCAAGAUCUUCAAAUCGAAGACGCGCCAAGAAUGGGAGAAUAUCUUCGACGGUACGGACGCUUGCGUGACACCCGUCCUCUCGCAAGAAGAACUGGAGAAGGGAGGUUUUGAUCAGAGACCUAUUGUCACGCUGCAAGGUUCUCCGGGUCUGGCAAUCUCCGACGGGGAUGCGGAUAAGAGGCCUUAUGCUACGGGAGCGGGAAUCGGAGUCGAAGGAGAAGGAUGGAAUACGCCUGGGCUGAGACCUGGAGAGGGAGGUGAGGAAACGCUCGCUCAAUGGACUGGGUGGCAUCGUGGCAGGCAUUAUCAAAUCAAGGAUGGAGCGAUGGAGCUGAUUGACAAGAAGAGCAGGCCGAGACUGUAG